Messenger RNA from Bursaphelenchus okinawaensis, 1804 nucleotides. Lineage: Eukaryota; Metazoa; Nematoda; Chromadorea; Rhabditida; Aphelenchoididae. The record is from the annotation of a GenBank genome assembly.
AUGGCAAUGUCGCCCAUCAACAGCCAAGGGCUGGACGCGCACGCCAAGGUGGUGAGAGCGUUCCAUUCGAUGGAACAGUGGCUUGGCGGCUCGACCGUCAAAACCGAACACAUUGCCCAGGGACCGUCGUCUACCGUCUACAAAUUGUAUUCUGGAAGGUUUGUUUUUUUUGCUUUUUUUUGGGGGGGGGGGGGGGAGGUAAAAAAUUUUAAUUUUUAAAUCCACCCCCUUUCUAGCCCGAAAAAAACCCUCCCAAUGUCAUGUAUAACAUCAAAUCCGUUUCAGAUUCAACUCGGACGUUGCUAUGAAACUCGUAAACACCACCGCCUUACCGCCCAACUACGAAUCCACCUUUUUGCAGCGAGAAAUCGAGAUCUGCCAGUCCAUCCGCCAUCCCUUCAUUUGCCACACCUUUGGGGUUUAUCAGCCCCACAAGACAUUGGUGGCCUUCGUAUUUGAAUAUUAUCAUGGUGGGACUAUGUUGGACAUGAUUCUGAAGAAGAAUAAGAUUCCUGGUUGGUUUAUCGUGUUUUGGGGGGGGGGGCUUUUUUGGUUUUGAAAUUUGUUUUUUUGACUUUUUUUGAAUUUUUUAAAAUUUUUUUAAAAUUUUUGAAAUUUCAAAAUUUUGAGUUUUAUAAUUUGUUUUCCAGAAAACCAGUCAGCAGUAAUAUUUCGUCAGUUAAUCGAAGCCUUGCGCUACUUGCACGAAAUGAAUAUUGUACAUCGUGAUGUAAAACUUGAGAAUAUAUUGUUUGAUAACUUUGGCAAUGUCAAGUUGGCCGAUUUUGGGUUUGCCAGGAGAAUGCAUUCGAAGCUACAGAGGUCCAAGUCUUUCUGCGGCACAAAGUAAGACUUUUUAUACCUUUUUGUAAACUUUUUAAUCUGAUAUGAUAUAGAAUGAUAUGCGUAUACUGUGGUAAAAUAUAGAAUAUUUUACGAAAUUUAGUAGGGCGCGGUGGGCUACGAUUAGGGCUAGGGGUAGGGCUAUGGCUAGAGCUAGAAGCUAGAGCUCAAAGUAGGGCCAAGGCUAGGGAUAGAGCUAGUCCUAGGGCUAAAGUAGGACGAACGUUAGGGCUAGACUAUAGGCUAGGACUAGGGAACUUCCUGAUUUGUUUUUAUGUUUUCUAGGAACUUUUUGACUGUACCCCAGUGCCUAGUAUUCAACUUUUGAUGUUUAAAUAAUCUUUUAAUUUCAGACCUUACUCAUGCCCGGAUGUCGUAAUGAGAAAAGAAUACGAUCCAUACGCUAACGACUGGUACUCUCUUGGCGUUGUGUUGUACACAUCAAUCAGUGGAAGGUGGCCUUAUGUGAGUAUUUUUGGAUGUAUUUAUUAAUUUUAUUUUUCAUCCUACUACAAUAUGAUUUUUAGUCAAUUAUGGUUUUAAGUGUAGAAAAAGAGGUAUUUGAGAGAGCUAACAAGCUUUUCUUACCUAAUUUUAUGCUUUUUAACCUAAAAUAUCAAAAAAUGUUUAGAAUAGCUUUAUUUUGCUUUCUUAAAUAUAAAAUUUUUUAUUUUAUGUCAUUCUUUAUCAUAUGUAUUCCUUUUAACUUCAAUUUUUUUGUCAUUUCCAGAACCUUCAAGACAUCGACGAAGUUACCAAAGGCGGUAGCUGGCCUCACAUCUGGUACCCUCCAGAGCUGUUCUCUCCAGAAGCGGCCGAGCUGCUCCACUGUCUUCUGAACAGAAUUGCUUACAUGAGACCGGACUACCACGUUUGUUUGACCAGUCCAUUCAUGAAAAAGUAUGGACAAGGAAUAGCCAGUCAUCCCAUUGUAAGAGGACCCUACAAUGCUCUGGCUUGA